Molecule: messenger RNA, 1291 nt
Organism: Heterobasidion irregulare TC 32-1
Lineage: Eukaryota; Fungi; Basidiomycota; Agaricomycetes; Russulales; Bondarzewiaceae
Gene: akr5
Product: Aldo-keto reductase 5
Exons: 14
Coding region: 74-1117 (347 amino acids)
Source: RefSeq, a predicted model, not a curated record
CUUUGCCCCACUGACAAUCCUGCACAGCUGAACUUUCAAAGACAAUCGACGCCACAGUUGUAUCAUUAACACCAUGACGACCACAACGAAAAGCAUGCCAUACGUGCGCCUUGGUAAUUCUGGACUGAAAGUGUCCAGGAUCAUCCUAGGCACCAUGUCUUACGGAGACCCGAAGUGGCAGGAAUGGGUUCUUCUUGAAGAGGAGGCGAUAGCGCAUAUCAAGAUGGCAUAUGAUGCUGGCAUUCAGACAUUCGAUACGGCCAAUGUCUAUUCUAGUGGCGAAUCUGAGAUAAUCUUGGGAAACGCGAUAAAGAAGCUUAAGCUUCCUCGCGAUGAGAUCGUUGUGAUGACCAAGUUGUUCCAUGCUGUAUCGAAAGAUCAUACUCUAAUUGUACCAAAGCAACUGAGAUAUGACGAAGAAGGAUAUGUAAACCAACAUGGGCUGAGCCGGAAGCAUAUAUUCGAUUCUGUGAAGCUGAGUCUCGAACGGUUGCAGCUCGACUAUAUCGAUGUCCUCCAAUGCCACCGUUUCGACCCCCACACUCCCAUUGCGGAAACGAUGCAAGCCUUACACGACGUGGUCAAAGCUGGCUACGUGCGCUACAUUGGUAUGAGCUCAUGCUGGGCUUAUCAGUUCCAUGCAAUGCAAAACUAUGCCAUUGCAAACAAGCUGACACCGUUCAUAUCCAUGCAAAACCAUCACAAUUUGGUCUACCGGGAAGAGGAACGUGAGAUGUUCCCUACCCUUAAGCUUUCUGGUGUCGGCGCUAUUCCAUGGUCUCCCCUUGCUCGUGGACUUCUUACACGCCCCCUUUCCGAUCAGAGCACCAAACGAGGCUCGACUGAUUUUGUCAUCAACAUGUACAACAAGGGCCCUGGCACUGCGGAAAUCAUUAGACGGGUAGAAGAGAUUGCGAAUAAGAAGGGCGUCAAGAUGGCUCAGAUCGCGCUGGCAUGGAGUCUAGCCAAGGAUGGUAUCGCCGCCCCCGUAGUCGGUACUACCAGCCUCGAGAAUUUGAAGGAUCUGAUCGCUGCCGUUCAUAUCAAGUUGAGUGACGAAGAAGUCAGAUAUAUGGAAGAGCCCUACAAAGCGAUGGACGUCAUCGGGCACAUCUGAAGUUGUUGGUCUGGUCAGGUAGAGCCAGUAGCCAAGAUAGCUGUUUAAACAUGGUUGGCCGCACCAAGCGAAAUGUCUUCUCGAGAUCGUGCACUGUCAACCAAUCUGUGUAGGAAUGCAGAGUUAGAUGUCGAGACUAGCUUUCGACGGUCAGAGAUUGAGGCCCUACAGCGC